This is a messenger RNA of Cuscuta campestris, 2107 nucleotides long. The record is from the annotation of a GenBank genome assembly. NCBI's taxonomy places the organism in Eukaryota, Viridiplantae, Streptophyta, Magnoliopsida, Solanales, Convolvulaceae.
AUAUUCAUAUCAUAUACGAUCAAACCCAUACCAUGGCCGCCGCCGUAGUUUGGAAGCGAUCAAGCUGCGGCUCCCUCUUUGGCGCCGCCCUAGCAACUGCCUUUUUUUGCAUGGGAUGUCUACUACUAGCCAUGCUGGCUAUUGCAAAGGAGGAGGAGGCGCCCAAACCAGCAGGCACUGUGAUUGGCAUCGAUCUCGGGACAACUUACUCUUGCGUGGCCGUUCUCAAGAACGGCCACGUCGAAAUCAUAGCGAACAAUCAAGGGAACCGCAUCACGCCGUCUUGGGUUUCGUUCACUGACAACGAGCGGCUGAUCGGCGAGGCUGCGAAGAACCAGGCCGCUGUCAACGCCGAGAGAACGGUGUUUGAUGUGAAGAGACUUAUUGGGAGGAAGUUUGACGACGAGGAGGUUCAGAAGGACAUGAAGAUGGUUCCGUACAAGAUCGUGGACCGGGGCGGGAAGCCUUACGUAGAAGUUGGAGUGAGUAAUAAUGGGAAUAGGCAGGCCACGAAGGAUGCGGGUGCGAUCGCUGGGCUUAACGUUGUGAGAAUCAUCAACGAGCCAACUGCUGCUGCCAUUGCCUAUGGACUCGGCGUGUACGACGACAAGAGACGCGGUAGUGGCGGCGUCACUGAGAAGAACAUCCUUGUGUUUGAUCUCGGCGGUGGCACAUUUGAUGUCAGUGUCCUGACGAUCGACCACGGUGUGUUCGAGGUUCUCGCCACCAACGGUGACACCCAUCUUGGAGGCGAGGAUUUCGACCAGAGGGUGAUGGGUUACUUCAUCAAGCUCAUCAAGAAGAAGCAUGGGAAGGACAUAAGCAAGGACUACAGGGCUCUGGGUAGGCUGAGGAGGGAGUGCGAGCGCGCGAAGAGGGCAUUGAGUAGCCAACACCAAGUCAGAGUCGAAAUCGACUCGCUCUUCGAUGGCAUUGACUUCUCCGAGCCAUUGACUCGCGCUCGCUUCGAGGAGCUGAACAACGACCUCUUCAGGAGGACAAUGGGGCCCGUGAAGAAGGCCAUGGAAGACGCAGGGUUGAAGAAGAACGAGAUCGAUGAGAUUGUUCUUGUUGGUGGGAGCACUAGAAUCCCCAAGGUUCAAGAGCUCCUCAGAGAUUUCUUUGAUGGCAAGGAGCCGAACAAGGGAGUGAACCCGGACGAAGCGGUCGCGUAUGGUGCUGCGGUCCAAGGUGGCAUUCUAAGCGGGGAGGACGCGAGACGCGGCGAUUAUCUUCUCUUGGACGUCACUCCGCUCACCCUCGGCAUUGAGACCGCGGGCGGAGUGAUGGCCAAACUGAUCCCCAGGAACACCGUGGUCCCCACGAGAAAGUCCCAAGUCUUCACCACAUACCAAGACCAACAAACGACCGUCUCGGUCAAGGUUUUCGAAGGCGAGCGUGGUCUUACCAAGGACAACACACUUCUCGGCAACUUCGAGCUGAGCGGGAUUCCCCCCGCCCCAAGGGGAAUCCCGCAAAUCGAAGUCACGUUCGAGGUCGACGCGAACGACAUUCUGAACGUGAAAGCCCAAGACAAAAGCACCGGGAGAUCGAAGAAGGUCGCGAUCAACAAUGGGAGGCUGAGUGAAGAGGAGAUCGAGCGCAAGGUUCGCGAGGCGGAGGAGUUUGCGGAGGAAGACAAGAAGUGGAAGGACAAGAUCGGUGCACGAAACAGGCUCGAGAGCUAUGUGUACAACAUGAAGAACAAGAUGAAGGAGUUUGGGGAUAAGGUGGAGUCGGAGGAGAAGGAGAAGAUGGAGAUUGCUUUGAAUGAGGCCAUGGAGUGGCUGCAGGACGACGGCCGGAGUGGCGGUGCUGCUGCUGAGAAAGAGGACUUUGUUGAGAAGCUUGAAGAGGUUGAGGCGGUUUGCAAUCCCAUUGUUUCCUCCGUCUACCAAAGAUCUGCCAGCGGUGGCGGCGGCUCUCACGAUGAUGAGCUAUAGAUCAGAAAUAAAUUGACAAUUAAUUAGAUCGAUGAGUUUUAGUUAGUUUAGUUUUUCAUUAGUGAAAUUUGCACUAAAUAGGACUAAAACAUAAUGACUUUCCUAAUGUAUGAUUUAAACUUUUUUAUUCCUUAAAUAGGACUUAAUAAUGACCUAGUGGGAGG